This is a messenger RNA of Salmo salar (Atlantic salmon), 5437 nucleotides long. RefSeq names its product YTH domain containing 2 (gene ythdc2). Gene Ontology annotation, molecular function: RNA binding; protein binding; helicase activity. The record is from RefSeq and is a predicted model, not a curated record. Lineage: Eukaryota; Metazoa; Chordata; Actinopteri; Salmoniformes; Salmonidae. Gene Ontology annotation, cellular component: intracellular anatomical structure.
UUCCAAUGGUGUUUUCCAUCUCUUCUAAAGUAUCUCUGAUCAUGCACCUCUAGUGGUGAUUUAUCUGAAUCUCAUGAAGUCGGUCAGCGUUUACAAACUGCUGGAUUAGACGAACAGAGGCGCACGAGCGGGAUCUGACAUCGUGCAUCAUGUCACGUCCUAGUAAUGCCUCACCCAAGCCUGCCAUGGGCAAAUCAAAACACUCUGGUGGUGGGGGGCCCAGGGGGAAAGGGCUGAAAGACAUACGCAUUGACGAAGAAGUUAAGAUUGCUGUGAACAUCUCCCUUGAGAGGUUUCAGUACAGUGAGCAAAAAGAAAUGGAGUUUCCUUCCUCCCUGUCUAGUACUGAGAGAGCCUUCAUCCAUCGCUUUGCACAGUCCCUUGGAUAUAUCUCUAAAAGCAGAGGAAAAGGAUCAAGCCGGACCCUCACUAUCAGAAAGAAGGAUGGCUCGGAGACGGCCCAGUCCAUCAUGACUUUCAACCUUUCCCACAAUUCCAAGCACGCGGUGCGGAGCCUGCUGCAGAGGUUCCCCAUCACCAACAAGGAGCGCACAGACCUACUGCCUCGCACUGAGAGGGGUCUGUCUGUGGCCAUUGAGGCUGAGAGCAGCCGUGACAAGAACAGGACCAGCGGGCGGCUCAACAACGGCAUUCCCCAGGUGCCCCAGAAGAGGGGCCCAUCUGAACUGGACUUCUUCCGCCGCUCGCUUCCUGUGUACGAGCGCCAGGAGGAGAUCGUCCAGGUCAUCAAAGACAACCGUGUUGUCCUAGUGGUGGGGGAGACCGGCUCGGGAAAAACUACACAGAUCCCACAGUUCCUCUUGGACGACUGCAGCCGAAAUGGGAUCCCCUGUCGGAUUUUCUGCACACAGCCCCGGCGUCUGGCAGCCAUCGCUGUGGCAGAGCGGGUUGCUGCGGAGAGAGGGGAGAGCAUCGGUCAGACCAUUGGCUACCAGAUCCGCCUGGAGAGCAGAGUUUCUCCUAAGACGCUGCUGACCUUCUGCACCAGCGGAGUCCUGCUGAGAACACUGAUGGCCGGAGACACCACAAUGUCCACUGUUACUCACGUCAUUGUGGAUGAGGUUCACGAGCGGGACGGUCUGAGUGACUUCCUGCUGACCAAGAUGAGGGACAUGCUCCAGACGAUGCCUAAUCUGAAGCUCAUCCUGUCCAGUGCUGCCCUGGACGUGGAGCUGUUCCUCCGCUACUUUGGCUCCUGUCCUGUCAUCCACAUCAAAGGAAGACCAUUUGAGGUGAAGCAACUUUUCCUGGAAGACAUCUUGAGGACAACAGGCUAUUCAAACAAAGACAUGAGGAAAUACAAAAAGGAGAUCCAGAGGGAGGAAAAGCAACAGACGUCUUUGACAGAGUGGUGUAAGGUGCGUGAGGGCGGCUUCCGCCAGGAGCCCCAGAGGGAGAAGACCACCUCGGCCUCCUGUGUCCUUCAGGAGAACGACCUGCUGGACGACGGAGGGGACAGUGUUUUCAGCCAGCUGAAUGAGAAAGAUGUGGCAUCAUUGGACCCGUGGCUGCUGAAGGAGAUGGAUGCCUGCAUCUCAGACAUCUUCCUCAACCAGGACGCUGACGCCUUCGUCCAGCUCUUCAAUCUCAUCUUGAGUGAGAACGUCAGCGUGGACUACAUGCACAGUGAAACAAGCGCCACUCCACUCAUGGUGGCAGCAGGUCGAGGCUUCCUCAGUCAGAUUGAGCAGCUUUUGAGUAUGGGAGCCAGUGUCAGAAUCAAGGCCUCCAAUGGCUGGACUGCGCUGGACUGGGCCAAGCACUUCCAGCAGGCAGAAGUGGUGGACCUACUAGAAUCCUACCUCUCAUCCCUGGAGGCGGGGAAGCUGGACGAGUGGUCCCUGGUGCAGGCUGCCACCACAGAGAUGAGCCCGGAGGACCAGGAGCUGCUCAAGGAAUACCACCACAGCUUUGACGAUGAGAGGGUGGACCUGGACCUCAUCAUGCACCUGCUGCACAACAUUUGCACCAGCUCAGAAGAUGGUGCGGUUUUGAUCUUCCUCCCCGGAUACGAUGAGAUUGUGGGUCUGAGGGACCGUAUUCUGUACGACGAUAAAAGAUUCACAGACCACUCUCAAAGGUACCAGGUCUUUACACUCCACUCCAACAUGCAGACCUCGGAUCAGAAGAAAGUGCUGAGGAACACUCCUGCUGGAGUCCGGAAAAUAAUUCUCUCCACUAACAUCGCGGAGACAAGUAUCACUGUCAACGAUGUCGUAUUUGUCAUUGAUGCAGGAAAAGUAAAAGAGAAGUCCUUUGAUGCCCUGAACCAUGUGACCAUGCUGAAGAUGGUGUGGAUCUCCAAGGCCAGCUCUCUGCAGAGGAAGGGCAGAGCUGGACGUUGCCGACCAGGGAUCUGCUUCCACCUCUUCAGUCGUCUCCGCUUCAACAACAUGCUGGAGUACCAGGUCCCCCAGCUACUGAGGAUGCCCCUGCAGGAACUAUGUCUCCACACCAAGCUGUUGGCCCCAAUCACCUGUUCCAUCGCUGAAUUCCUGUCCAAAGCACCCGAACCACCUCCCAUCCUCAUUGUCAAAAACGCAGUGCAGAUGCUCAAGACCAUAGACGCCAUGGACCCGUGGGAGGACCUGACGGAGCUGGGCUACCACCUGGCUGACCUGCCUGUGGAGCCCCACCUGGGCAAGAUGGUGCUGUGUGCCGUGGUGCUCAAGUGCCUAGACCCCAUCUUGACCAUCGCCUGCACGCUGGCCCAUCGCGACCCUUUUGUGCUGCCUUCCCAGGCCUCCCAGAAGAGGGCAUCCAUGCUGUGCCGGAAGCGCUUUACUGCAGGGACCUUCAGCGACCAUAUGGCCCUGCUCCGAGCCUUCCAGGCUUGGCAGAAGGCCCGCACCGAUGGCUGGGAAAGGUCCUUCUGUGAGAAGAACUUCCUGUCCCAGGCUACCAUGGAGAUCAUCAUAGGGAUGAGGACCCAGCUGCUAGGACAGCUCCGAGCCAUAGGCUUUGUGCGGGCACGGGGCGGCGGGGACAUCCGUGACGUGAACCUGAACUCUGAGAACUGGUCAGUGGUGAAGGCAGCCCUGGUGGCCGGAAUGUACCCCAACCUGAUCCAUGUGGACCGUGAGAGCUGUUCUCUCUCUGGGGCCAAGGAGAAGAGGGUCCGCUUCCACCCCACCUCCAUCCUCAGCCAGCCACAGCCCCACAAGAAGAUCCCCCCAGCCAAUGGUCAGGUGGCAGCCGUCCAGUCCCUGCCCACCGAUUGGUUGAUCUAUGACGAGAUGACGCGAGCCCAUAGGAUAGCCAGCAUCCGCUGCUGCUCUGUGGUCUCCCCCAUAACCGUAGCCAUCUUCGGGGGCUGUGCCAAACUGCCCAGCACAGCCCUACAAGAACCUGCUGUUCAGAAAGAUGACGUGGUGAAUGAGAGCAGUGACAGUGAGAUGGAGGAUCGCUCUACAGCCAACCUGGCUCAGAUGAAGAUCGACGAGUGGCUCAACUUCAAACUGGACAAAGAGAUGGUGGGUCUGGUGUUCCAGCUGAGGCAGAAGUGGCACGGUUUGUUCCUGAGGAGGAUCCGCUCCCCCUCCAAGCCCUGGUCCCAGCUGGAUGAGGCCACCAUACGGGCCCUGGUGUCGGUGCUGGGGGCUGAGGAUCAGACUGCAGGGCUGCAGCAGCCCACAGGGAUUGGCCAGAGGCCCCGGCCCAUGUCCUCUGAGGAGCCCCCCCAGACCUCCUCCUGGAGGAACGCCAACAGCAGGAGAACCUCCGGCCCCACAGCCAGCCCUGACAUCCCGGAGCUCCCUGACGAACCCCUCAUCCCCACCCCCUCACACACAGCCACAGACAGGUCCUCCAGACUCUCCCCUGCCUCCAGACUGUCCCCUGCCUCGGCCCUCCUGCACCCCAAAGCCCCCCAUGGCAGCAGGGACAAGGGCUCCAGGCGCCCCACAGACGACCACUCCUCCACCCCCAAGUCUCCUGAAUCGGCUUCACUAGGCUUCCCCAGCCCCUGUCCCAGCCCCUCCCCCACCUCAUCAGGAAAGUGCUCCAAGUCUCCGUCCCCGAGGCCAGGUGUUGCACCGGUGCGUUACUUCAUCAUGAAGAGCAGCAACCUGAGGAACCUUGACAUCUCCCAGCAGAAAGGCAUCUGGUCCACCACGCCCAGCAACGAGCUCAAACUCAACAGAGCCUUCCUGGAGAGCAGCCUGGUCUUCCUGGUCUUCUCUGUGCAGGGCUCUGGACACUUCCAGGGCUAUGCACGGAUGACGUCGGUCAUUGGACAGGAGCGCUGUCAGGACUGGGGCUCCACAGGGCUGGGGGGGGUCUUCAGUGUGGAGUGGACCAGGAAGGAGAGCCUGCCCUUCCAGUGUACCCACCAGCUGCUCAACCCCUGGAACGACAACAAGAAGGUGCAGAUCAGCAGAGACGGACAGGAGUUGGAGCCCCAGGCUGGAGGCCAGCUGCUGCAGCUGUGGGAGAGACUCUCAGGGAAACCACAGCAACCACAACAGCAACACGAGCCAUGAGAGAUUGCACUGACCUUCAGGACCUCACCACUUGACUUGGCUAUGUGUCAUUAUAACAGAUCGAAGACAGCAUUAUAACAGAUCGAGGGCUAGUUUUAUUCCUAAAUGUGUUUUGAACCACCUCCACACACACUUCUUUGUCAGUGGUCCACAAUCAGUUACCCAAUGUGUUUGUAUUUGGCAAAAAAAAUUGAUUGAUUUGUAACUGGGAUUCAUGUUCUGAAGUUGUUAACCUUUUCAGAUGCUAUAAUGUUUUGUUCAAGAAUAUCUAAGUGCAGAAAGCUGUGUUAACAUGAAGUGACCUCACGAGAAAAGUUAUUUGUUUUUAAUUUUAAUUUUCCUGGUGUUUUUUGAAGCAAAUUAUAACUAUGAUGACAAGACUGACAUCUACUCUAAUUCCCAGUGACAUAUAAGGGACUACAGUGAAAUGUAAUGAUGAUUGGGACAUUCAGUGAGGAAUCGUGUUUUUUUUUUUCCCCCAAUGCUUCUCACAGCACAUAUGAGUUGCAUGUACCAUAGCACUCCAUGGCACACAAUGUGUUGAAUGUUAUUUGUUAACAUGUUUGAAUGUGUGUCACUGCACAAGGUCGCUCAGACUGGAGCAACCGAAACCAUAGCAACCAUAAUGUAACCUUGUACUGUAGCUAAGCUGUGCCUGGUGAGACCUUACUAGAGGUCAUGUCUUUCUCUGUCAAUGACCAAAAUGUUUGUUUUUAUUCAUUUCAAUGGAUUUAUGGAUAAAAGAAUUGCUUUUAUCCAGUUUUUGGAUACAAAAUGUUCUGAGCGUUUCAAUUUUUUUUUAUCUCUGUUCAUUUUAGCCCUGGUAAAGCAGGGGGUUACAUAUUACGAUUGACUGACAAGUCUGUGUUCGUUUAGAUUUUUUUUAUGGUUGUAUUAUUGAAGUAAGAAAUAGAUAUAAAGAAUUUUUAUCAAUA